Effrenium voratum is the source of this 1599-nucleotide messenger RNA. NCBI's taxonomy places the organism in Eukaryota, Dinophyceae, Suessiales, Symbiodiniaceae. The record is from the annotation of a GenBank genome assembly.
GCGGUUGAGUUGAAAGACCUCCGGCUUAACACACGCGCCAUGGAGAAACUUGAUGGCGACCCCGUGCUUGGCAGUUGGCCUGCUCGCUGCCGCAAAGUUCCAGGCAAGCUCGUACUUACGGGCACGAGGCUAGUCCAUCUUGCUGAUCCUGGCCAAGAUGCUGCAGGACCCACGGUGGACAUCCAGCUGGGUGCUCGAAGCAUCAAGCUUGAGAUCGCAAAGAAGCGGCCGGGCUUCAACGAUGCCCUGGUCCGUCUCUCCAACCUGGACCCGGCUUUGGGGGGCAAGCUGGUCGUUGAGUUCUCUUCAGAGGCCUCAAAGUGGACGCAUUUGCGGGAGCUGUCAGAGAAGAUGCAGAGCCGCGAGGAGGAGAGCAAGCGUCUGGAGGAGGAGCAACGCAAGGAGGCAGAGCAGCUGGGCGGCCAGCUUCGUUCCGUCUUGGCCUCGCCAGAGCUCAGUGCGCAGUACCAGUACCUGGUGAAGCAAACGCAGAUCUUGACGCCCAAUGAGUUCUUGGAGGCACACUCCCAGGAGAUUGCCCUGUGCACCAAGCUGCCAGAGGCGCCCAGCAUCGACCUGGCACCCCUCCGCGUGGUGGCUGCCGCCCGUGGGCAGGCUGGGAAGGUGGGCCCAGAGGAUCGCGCAGCGAUCUUCAAGGAGCUCCCGGCAUUGGGGCAGCUCUUCAGCGCCACAGUGCCAUCCAUGAUGACGGAAGCCCAGUUCUGGGAGAGGUGCUUGAGGAGUCGGUACUUCCUGAAUGCUGCUGGCCAUGAGGUGCCUGCAUCGCACCCGGAGGACCGACUUUUCGAUUCACUUCAAUCCCCCCAGACAGAAGCGCAGCCUGAGUUGCCCGCAUGCGUGUCCCAUCCCGAAGCUGACUUGACGGGCGAAUUCGAACGUGACAAGGUCAUGGACAGGAGGACUGCGGCAAAUGCAAGCCUCAUCUCGCGUUUGAACCAGCGCAGUGCUGAGCUUGUGGCGACGCUUGAGCGUUCGGACGCAGAUUUGCGGCAAACUGUCGAGAAAAGACGCGCAGAGCUGAAGCAUGCCGCGCAAGCGUUCCAGGAGGAGCUUGGCACGGGGAAAGCAGCCCAGGGUCCCAGGAUUGCUCGAUUACAAUUGACAUCUGAGGCAGGCUCGCUGCCGGUUCCCAGCAUGCCCCAGAAACGAAAGCGCGACACAAAGCUGCCCGACUUGAAGUCGUGGGUGUGUGGGCAGUGUGCGAUUUCAGAAUCUGGCACUCGCUGGGUGCUCAAGUCUGCCACGGAGGAGCUGUUGGCAGCAGAACGGCUGUCAGCGGACCCCGGGGUGGAGAGCCAUGAGUCGACGGCUCCUGAUGACGUGAAGAAGGCCAUCACCUUGCUUCGGCACUUCUGGUCCAGCCACUGCAGCGAAUCUGGUUUGCGCGCAAGACUCGCGCAGGAAGCGGCAAAAUUGGUGUCGGUGCUGGAAGAGAUUAGCAGUGCAGCAAGUAGGGAGGAUAAGCUUUCUUGCCAAAGGGCAGCAAUGGCACGCUCUCUUAUUCCGCCAGUCCGCCGGAUCAUGUCGUUGAGCUGCGUACCGGCUGCGGACAAAAAGGUGGGCUCCAGAAUGCAGUGA